UUUAUUUAAAAAAUUAAAAAAAGCAAAAGCAUCGAGAAUGAAAUCAGAGAGAAACUGAGAAAGGUUAACGAAGCGAUGGACGAGAAAGAAAAAGGAGAACGAUGGAACGGAGCGAUGACGAAUCUAUCAGAGAUGAGUUCAAAUCUCGAAUCUCUCCAGAAACUUCUUCUCACCAAAGCCGUUUUCGUCGACGACGACACUUUCUCCAAAGCUUCUCUCGCCGCCGAUCAAGCACGCACAAUUAAACUCCUCGAUCAACGAGUUCACACUUUGGAAAGAGAACUCGACGCCGCCAUCACAGCCGCCGCUCGCGCUCGAUCGGAAAAACGACAAGCUGAAGCUUCGCAGAAAGCCGCUGAAUUACGCGCUCAUGAAGUCACCAAAGAGCUCGAAAACACCACAAAGGUGUUUGAGCUGCAUAUGGAAGAACUGCGUGCAAAGCAAGAAGAAAUUGCAAAGCGUGAUAACGAUAUCAAACUUUUGGAAGCAAUUAUUCAAACACUUGGAGGAAAAGAAUCAUUGUCUACAUCUCUUAGAAUGCCAUAUCUUGGACAAGCAAAGAAUUAAAUACACUUUAUUCAAGUACUACCAUGUGAGCACAUAUUUGCAGAAUUGUUGAGUUAAAAGUGGAGAUGGUUUGUAUACAUGAGAAAAGACUAAGGAAAUGCCUCUCAAAAUUAAAAGGAAUAGAGAAAGUGGAAGUGGACACUAAUUGUCAGAAGGUAGUUGUGACUGGAUA
Molecule: messenger RNA, 739 nt
Organism: Trifolium pratense (red clover)
Lineage: Eukaryota; Viridiplantae; Streptophyta; Magnoliopsida; Fabales; Fabaceae
Exons: 5
Coding region: 76-567 (163 amino acids)
Source: RefSeq, a predicted model, not a curated record